GCCAACAUUCGUUCAUUCGCUGUGUCGUCUAACAAAUAUAUUUAAAUCGAAUUUUUCCGUACCAUAUUCCAUACGCAGCUUUGGCAGUUGACAUUCUUCCGUAUUUUGAAUUUACUCUGAGACCACAAGACCGUCGAUGCUGUUAUAUCGCUAUCUAUGCAGCACUUGUGAGCAGUGACGGAAAUCUUUUGCUGUUACAAUGAAUUCGCUAUGGCUUAUAUCGCCAGCUGUGAUAUCCUUCCUGGCCGUGAUGCUGCGGGAAGCGACAUAUGUUUCAGGAGAACUAUUUAUGGAUUCGGAUGAUUAUUUCAUGAUGGCACAGCUCAUGCGAUCCGCUGGCUGUAAUCACGCCGGUGGGCACGCCCCGGCGUCCUCUCAGCGGCUGGCGGCUGCCUCGAGUUCCGGAAGCGGAGGCGGUGGAUUAAUGGGCAACGCCCUGGGCAAUGCGUUGUUAGUUGAUAAAGUAAUGGAUCUAAAAGCUCUGCCCGCAAGGGAGAAUCCUGGUUCUCCAGAUUUCGUUAACAGCCCAAACAGCCCCGAAGUCAACAUGGGAGCCGCCGGACGAUCUGAGAUCCUUUCGGAACCGUCACACAAUGUGGAAAUUAUUGCCGCCCACUCUUCAAAUUCCACCGGCAACGCUACCAUUGAAUUUUCUCCAUUGCUCCUGGAAAACAGCACCGAUGACAAUGCCACCACCACCGUGUCACCGGUGACCCCCAUGCUGACGACAACUGUAGGACAGAAUGUUACCGGCGAAAUGGAGGCUAAUGCCAACACCACAUUAAGCUCCCUGAGCCCGGCACCAACCUUAUCCGAACCGGCAACCAUUGACCCAUCCGGUCAGCCUAGUCAGCCCAUCGAUUUCGGCGCGAAAUCCAGCCGCAAAGCACUGCGACGCAUGGGACCGGUGUUUUCCCGGCGGCGACGCUCGCUGUUUAAUGCCAGCGGCAAUGGAACGGCCGUGCAGCCGAUUAUGAACCGCAGUUCCUGGAUUAAUGGAGAAAUUAAUAACAAUGCUGAAAACAGCCCGAAAUCGGGUGACACGCGCCAGUUCGUCAUUCCAGUGCAGCCAGCGGUGUCGGCAUUCAAUAACGUUGGCGGGCUCAACAAUGCUCAGCAGACAAACAGCAAUGCCCCUUUACUGGCUGGCAACGUUCAGGGUUUAUUGCAACAAGCGUCCAGUAACGCACAGUACGUGGCACCCCAUACCACCGGUAUCGUGGGGAUUCCCUUUGGAUCCAUCAGCAUUAACCCUCAGCAGCAACAACUUGGCGCUACCUAUUCCGCUGGCCAAAAUGCGGGAGCAAACGGAUUACUCACUAACAUUGUGCAUACCGGCAUCCCUGGAAACAAUUUUAAUAACGGAUUGCUGGCGGCAGCACAAACCAAUCUACCGACAGGAAUGGUCGGCAUUGGGCGGUAUGGAUCUUCCAGCAAUAAUAAUUAUGGUAGCAACCAAGGGAGCAAUUAUAACAGCGGUAACAGCGGCAACAGCGGCAGCGGAAGCUACGGAGGCGGCGCUAGUUAUGGCAUUACUGGGUCGACGUACAGUGGUAGCGGAAGUGGUACCGGUACGAACGCCGCCAAUUACGGGCACAGUGGCGGUAAUUCCGGAUACGGCAAUAUGGGCAGCAGUAACAGCGGAAGUAACUCGGGAAACUAUGGCGGCGGAAGUGGUAGCGGCGGGAGUAGCUACGGAAGCGGAAGUGGUACCGGCACCAGUGGCAACUACGCUAGUGGUACUGGCGGUGGAAGUGGCAGCGGCGGUGGAAAUUAUAACAGCGGAAAUGCGGCGAGUAUGUAUGGCCAUUCCGGGGGUGGGAAUUAUGGGGGAGGUGGAAACAAUAACUACGGUAAUAGCGGGGGAGGUGGCGGCGGAGGCUAUGGAAACAGCGGCGGUGGCAACUACGGUAACAGCGGCGGUGGAGGGAAUUACGGGAAUAGCGGCGGUGGCGGUAAUUAUGGUAACAGUGGAGGUGGAGGAGGCGGUAACUAUGGAAACAGCGGGGGCGGCGGCGGCGGUAACUACGGAAACAGUGGAGGAGGCGGCAAUUAUGGAAACAACGGCGGUGGCGGUGGUAACUAUGGCGGCGGUAAUAAUGGUGGCGGCGGCAAUUAUGGCGGUGGUGGUGGAGGCGGUAACUACGGCGGCGGUGGCAAUUUUGGAGGCGGUCUUGGAAUGGGCUUCGGUGGUCUGGGCGGAUUGGGUGGACUGGGCGGUCUCGGUGGUUUGGGCGGGUUGGGCCUAGGCGGUUUGGGACUGGGAGGUCUAGGCGGAUUAGGUGGUCUAGGCGGCAUCGGAAGCCUCGGGCUACUAGGUUUGGGCGGACUGGGUGGACUUGGUGGCAUCGGGUCGCUUGGAUUGGGCGGACUGGGUCUGGGCGGUCUCGGUGGCCUUGGCGGUCUUGGUGGCCUCGGAACCCUAGGUCUUGGUGGUCUGGGCGGACUUGGCGGCCUGGGAGGUCUUGGUUUAGGCGGUUUCCCAACAGCGGGUCUCGGGUCGUAUGGAAGUCCCCUGGGAAUGGGCGGAACCAGCCUAGGCGGCUAUGGUGCUGGGAUGUCCACGUACGGAAUGGGAAGCUCAAGUUAUCCGAGCGGAUCCUACGGCAGCAGUGUUGGUAUCAGCCAGUACCCGAGCACGGGUACCGGAACGUACGGCAGCACCACCGGCACCUACGGAAUGCAGACAAUUCCGCAGUACGGUACGAUCAGUACGUCGUCCGGCACCGGCAUUCCUAGCGGAACCAUCAUAACCGGCAUUCCCAUUUCCACUACGGGAACGCUGGGAACUGGUACUGCCACAAUUAUACAGGGAGUUCCGGCAACGGCCACGCCGGUCAUCUCAUUUACCACACCUAAUCCAUUAGUCCCAAUAUCGCCCAUUGGAGGCGGAAUCGGAUCUGUUGACAGGUCCGGCACAGCCCGCAUACAUGCAUUUGGAAAUUUCGAAGAAAAUCCCAGUGAUUUUUUGACACGCCAAAGAUCCGUUUUCGGAAAUUCAAAUCCGGAAAAUAGCCACGCAGACAAUGCUGGUAAACUCGCCAUAGCUCGUUGGAGAUCUGACCAACUGCAGCAAAAUCUCCGCAACCUUCCCCAUUUAGCAAUAGGCUAAAUUAUUAAUUAUUGUCACGAUGCUGUUUUUCUUUCCUACGAAUUCUUUUUCGUGUAUUUUCGUGUAUACAAAUGUACAGAGUACGGUUCCGUUACUGAUCCUGAAUGUCUUGUUGUCAAGUAAGUAUUUCAAAUAGGUCAUUAGUCAUUGUUGCAAA
Molecule: messenger RNA, 3269 nt
Organism: Paramacrobiotus metropolitanus
Lineage: Eukaryota; Metazoa; Tardigrada; Eutardigrada; Parachela; Macrobiotidae
Exons: 10
Coding region: 200-3112 (970 amino acids)
Source: RefSeq, a predicted model, not a curated record